Xiphophorus hellerii (green swordtail) is the source of this 2969-nucleotide messenger RNA. It is a transcript of the gene galnt17, whose product is annotated as polypeptide N-acetylgalactosaminyltransferase 17. The record is from RefSeq and is a predicted model, not a curated record. The transcript has 12 exons. Gene Ontology annotation, molecular function: polypeptide N-acetylgalactosaminyltransferase activity. NCBI's taxonomy places the organism in Eukaryota, Metazoa, Chordata, Actinopteri, Cyprinodontiformes, Poeciliidae. Gene Ontology annotation, biological process: protein O-linked glycosylation. Gene Ontology annotation, cellular component: Golgi apparatus. The coding region runs from base 982 to 2781 and encodes 599 amino acids.
CUUUCCUGAGUCUGUUAUUAAUGAGCCAAAGAGAGCCGAUUCUGAGCUUAUAUAUUUUGUUAAAACCAGAAGACGUGCAGCUUCUGAGCUUCGACUGCAGGACCAACUUUGGAGUGUGAUUUGAGCGGACACCUCCCCCCUCCCCGACCUGCUGCUGCGGAGGGAAACGUCCCCGGAUCGAGUCCAGAAUCCCGAUAGAAGGAGAGGAAACAAACAGCCGCAAUAAACAAGAAGAGGGCGAGGAAUAACAGGAAGACGUUUUGUGCCGGGAGGACUAGAGGGACAAAAUGUGAAGAGAGGGGAGAAAGAAAAAGAAAGAAGGUCGCUUUAAUUUUUUGCUCCUGUUUUGGCUGCUGCCGGUUUCCGGAGUGAAUUUCUCAGAGGAUGCUGCUGAUGCUGCUGCUGCCGCAUCUCUCCGAGCGCAGAUAGCUCCUCACCAUCCGCGCAUCUGAUAGUGAUAAACGGCUGAAGGAGGAAGAGCAGGAAGGGGAGGAGGAGGAGGAGGAGAUGUUGGCUGGACCUUCAGAAGGAUUUCCCUGAAGCAUCUGUCCGCAUCUCAGUCGCAUCACUGCCGACUUCUCUCGGACGCGAAGGGAGAGGAACCCCAGAAGAAAAGCGCGGAAAAUUUUCCUUUCUCCUCAAUUAUUCAUCUGCUUUCUGCGCCCCGCACACACUGCUGUCUUUGUCUCGCAUCUUCAGAGGAUGAUUUCAAACGGAGAGGCGGCGGACGGCGCCCCUGAUUGCUCCAGCAGAGCGACAUGCAGCCUAAAAUAACCCCGGAGUCGGAGAGCAAAGCGGCGGAUAAAUCGUCUUCUCAUCGGCGCACUGCUGGUUCUGGUUGCUCAAGCUUCCCUGCGGCUUUCCGUCCAGCUGAUGUUACCCGGUGAGACGUCCCUGCAGCCUCCAGAUCGCCGCUGAACAUCACCUGACCUUCCGCCCGCCCUAAAGACCCAAAACAAACCAGCGCCCGAACUCUUUUUCAUGGCUUUUGUCUUCAGAAGAUGGAGGGUGUUACUGCUGCUCAACGUGCUGGCGGUCGCAGGGUUCAUGACCUUCUGGGCCAAGUGCAACACCCGCAGCGUGCAGGCGGUCGGUCCGGAGGCUCCGGCUGACGGGAGGCGGCCCCGGGCCAACGGGACGGCGCAGGGGCCCAGCGUGAGCCACGAGGUGCUGCUGAAGAGGCUCAGCUCGCUGGAGGAUGUGGUGUACCGGCAGCUAAACGGUCUGUCCAAGUCCCUGGGCCUGAUCGAGGGCUUCGGCGGCCGCGGGAAAGGCGGCCUGCCCGCCACGCUUUCCCCGCUGGAGGAGAACGACGCCAAGUACCUGAAGGAGAAGUACGGCUACAACGCCUACCUGAGCGACAGGAUCUCUCUGGACCGGACCAUCCCGGACCACCGGCCCAACAAAUGUAGAAAAGUCAGCUACCCCCGAGACCUUCCUCAGAUCUCCCUCAUCUUCAUCUUCGUCAAUGAGGCGCUGUCGGUCAUCCUGCGCUCCGUCCACUCGGCCGUCAAUCACACGCCGGCUCACCUGCUCAAAGAGAUCAUCCUGGUGGACGACAACAGCGACGACGAGCAGCUGAAGGGACCGCUGGAGGAUUACGUGAACAAGCGCUACCCUGGGCUGGUCAAGAUCGUCAGAAACCAGAAGAGAGAAGGACUGAUCCGGGCCAGAAUCGAGGGCUGGAAGGUGGCGACGGCGGAAGUUACCGGGUUCUUUGAUGCCCAUGUGGAGUUUACUCCGUCAUGGGCCGAGCCGGUGUUGGCCAGAAUAAAAGAGGACCAUAAGAGGAUCAUCCUGCCGUCCAUCGACAACAUCAAGCACGACACCUUCGAGGUGGAGCGCUACGAGAACUCGGGCCACGGCUACAACUGGGAACUGUGGUGCAUGUACAUCAACCCGCCCAAGCAGUGGUGGGACGAGGGGGACAUGUCUGCACCUAUCAGGACUCCUGCCAUGAUCGGCUGCUCCUUCGUGGCCAACCGGGACUACUUUGGGGAACUCGGCCUGCUGGACUCGGGCAUGGACGUCUACGGAGGGGAGAACAUUGAGCUGGGCAUCAGGGUUUGGCUCUGCGGCGGGAGCAUGGAGGUGCUGCCUUGCUCCAGAGUGGCUCACAUCGCUCGAAUGAAGAAACCUUACCACAGCAACAUCGCGUUCCACACCCGGCGCAACGCUCUGCGUGUGGCAGAGGUCUGGAUGGACGAAUACAAAUCCAACGUGUACCUGGCCUGGAACAUCCCCAUGGAGAACCACGGCAUCGACUACGGCGACGUUUCUCAGAGGGUCGCGCUGAGGAAGAAUCUGCAGUGUAAGAGCUUCCAGUGGUACCUGGACAACGUUUACCCGGAAAUGAGGAGGUACAAUAACACGGUGUUCUACGGUGAGAUCCGUAACUCCAAAGUGAGCCACCUGUGUAUGGAUCAGGGUAUGAAGGAAAACCACACAGCCACCCUUCACCCCUGCCAUGGCUGGGGUCCUCAGUUGGGACGCUACACCAAAGAGGGUCAGCUGUUCCUGGGUCCGCUGGGCAGCACCGGAGACGACACGCGCUGCGUGGUGGACGACCAGAUCAGCAGCUUUCCCCAACUCCUGAACUGUGACAAGGUGACCAACGCCAAGCAGAAGACGUGGAGCUUCUCCCAGAACGACUCCAUCGUAAACCGGGCCACGGGUCGCUGUCUGGAGGUGGUGCCGGCCAACGUUUACUUUGGCCACCUGCUGGUCCUGCAGCCCUGCUCGGGUCAGAGGUGGACCAUCAAGAACGCUAUGAAGCAAUAGCCACCGGCGCGGCCCGUUUCCUGGGCUGCGAUUGGCUCAGCCUGGUCACAACGAGCCAACAAGACGCUGAACAGAAAUGUUUUAUCAAGACUUUGGGUGCCAUGAAGAUUAUCGUGAAUUAUUUUUUAUAAAAUGAACAUUCAGAAUGACAAACUAAGCAUGAGGACUGAUUCUGUCUGAUUUAUUUU